Messenger RNA from Lepidothrix coronata (blue-crowned manakin), 1936 nucleotides. It is a transcript of the gene CFLAR, whose product is annotated as CASP8 and FADD like apoptosis regulator. Bases 258 to 1778 code for a protein of 506 amino acids. The record is from RefSeq and is a predicted model, not a curated record. Gene Ontology annotation, biological process: negative regulation of extrinsic apoptotic signaling pathway via death domain receptors; proteolysis. Lineage: Eukaryota; Metazoa; Chordata; Aves; Passeriformes; Pipridae. The transcript has 11 exons. Gene Ontology annotation, molecular function: protein binding; cysteine-type endopeptidase activity.
UGGGCGCUGCUCCGCGCACCGUCUCCCGGAGCAGAACCGGAACGGAAACACAGCUCCUCACCCCGCCUCGCCUCACCCGGCAGGGCCGGCACCGUCCCCGCCUCCUCCCUGCUCCCAGUGGCGGACGCGAGUGCCGUAGAUGGGACCUCCCCGGCGUGUCUGGAGAAUGAGUUGAUGUAAUAAACUGUCUAUGGACCAUCAGUGGAAAAUACUGGGUAGAAACCAAUGUGUGCUGGAUCUGGAUCAGUGAUUUGGCGAUGGUCAAACGCCACUCUUCCAAUGUUUUUGUGGACAGACUUGCGUACAGUAGGCACAGCUACAGAGUGAUGACCGCGUGCCAAGUGCCAGCUGCCCUUAUUCACCAGAUUCAAGAAGAACUGGAUAAAGAAGAAGAAGAGAUGAUGGUUUUCCUGUGCCGAGACCUUGCUCCUGACUUGGCCACUGCCGAUCUUAGAGAGAUCUUGGCAGCUUUGAAUGAGAGGGAGAAACUGUCUCCUGUUGGCUUGUCUGAGCUGCUGUACAGAGUUAAAAGGUUUGACUUACUGAGGAGGAUCUUGAACACUGAGAAAGCAACAGUGGAAGCUUACCUUACCAGGAGUCUCAGACUUAUCCCUGAUUACAGGGUGCUAAUGGUGGAAAUAAAUGAGAAUCUGGAAAAAGAGGAAGUGGGUUCUCUUCUUUUUCUACUUAGAGAUUAUACACCUCGGAUGAAAAUGGCAAAAGAUAAGAGUUUUCUAGCUCUUGUAAUUGACCUGGAGAAACUAAAUUUGGUGGCUCCUAAUCAACUGGAUUUGAUAGAAAACUGUUUUCAAAGUAUUCACAGGAUAGAUUUGAUUAGGAAGAUUCAGAACUACAAACACAAAGCUUUAAUGUCCUCCGUUCAUUCUCCGCCAGUGUAUGUAAAUGCACGCCCAGCAUCUCUCACUAAUCUCAAUCUGAUUGAUCCUCCUUACAAUUCAGGGAUGCAGAAUGGGAGCAGAGAAAAAUUACAAAAUGGACUAAAUCAUACCCUGGCAGAACCAGUUCCCAUGUCCAUUCAGGAAUCGGGAUCAGCGUCACAUAAGGGGACUGAUGAACCUUACAGAAUGCAAAGUCAACCUUUAGGAAUAUGCCUGAUCAUAGACUGUAUUGGCAAUGAUGCAGAUGUGUUGGAAGAGACCUUCAGAGGCUUGGACUAUGACGUUCAUUGUCACAGAUAUUUAAAUAUUGCCACCAUGAAGCAAACAUUGCUUGACGUUGCAAGUUUGCAGCAGCACAGAAAUUAUGACAGCUUCAUUUGCAUAUUGGUCAGCCGUGGAAGUCAUCAGGGCAUCUUCUGUACAGACAUUACCUGUUCUGGAUUCCCUCUGGAACAAAUAAAAAAUUACUUCACGCCAGACUCAUGUCCUGGACUCCUAGGAAAACCAAAGCUUUUUUUUAUUCAGAGCUACAUUGUGCCAGAAAAUGAGCAAGAAUGUACUAGUCUGUUGGAAGUAGAUGGGAAUGAUAAAAAUAUCAAUAAUAAAGUCAUUAUCCCCCGAGGAGCAGACAUCUUUUGGAGCCAUUGUAAGGUGGAUGUGUCUUCACUAGAAAAAUCCUCAACUUCAUGCUCAUAUUAUCUGCAUUGUCUGGCUGAGCUACUCCGCGAUCCUUACAUAAGGAAACUCCCUAUAUCAGAUAUCCAUACGGAACUGAAUGGAAGAGUUUAUAAAUGGAAUGAGACCGCUGACCCAUGCCAACAAUACUCACUUCUGCUCCAACACACACUGACGAAGGAACUUUUUCUUUUUCCUACUUAACUGCUCUUGGAAAGGACAUAUCUGAAGUUUCUAACAAGAAGUAUUUAAUAUGAUCCGAACAGUUUCACACAUACUUUUACAUUAUGCAUUUUAUUUCAUGUAUAUCUAAAGUGCCUUUUGCUUCCAAACCCAAGAAUUUGGAAGCAUUUUGGUGCAUU